Molecule: messenger RNA, 459 nt
Organism: Durusdinium trenchii
Lineage: Eukaryota; Dinophyceae; Suessiales; Symbiodiniaceae
Source: the annotation of a GenBank genome assembly
AUGGUUUCAUUUUCUUCCCAUUUUCUACACGAUGUCGAAGGUUUGGCCAAGGCUCCGAAGAAGCCAUUUCGGCUCGUCCCGAAACACCAAAAAGGGACUGGGGACAUGGGGUGCGCGUCUGUGAAGGUCCAGGAGGAUCUAUGUGACCUUGAUGAUGUGAGGAGAAUUCCAGGCAAAGGCAUUCAUGCGCACAAUUUUUCGAUACCUGCAGAUGAGGGCUUAAAGCUGCAAGAGGAAGAGGAAGAGGAUGAGGAGGAAAUUGCACAACGGUUGUCCCUUCAUUCAUGGACAUUGAAGGGAGUCCGCGGUGUACCUUUGCCACCCAAUGGAGAGAUGCAUCAGAAGCACGUCAAGAAGCUGGACGCGUAUUUGGAGACUGUCUCCGCUGAAACGUUGAGCCGUGAAGUAUCAUGGAAGCGCUUGGUUCACAAAAGGCGAUACCAGGAAGCUUUCCAAUGA